Messenger RNA from Aspergillus homomorphus CBS 101889, 2868 nucleotides. RefSeq lists its product as uncharacterized. Gene Ontology annotation, biological process: nitrate assimilation; positive regulation of transcription by RNA polymerase II; negative regulation of transcription by RNA polymerase II. Gene Ontology annotation, molecular function: DNA-binding transcription factor activity, RNA polymerase II-specific; zinc ion binding; RNA polymerase II cis-regulatory region sequence-specific DNA binding. Gene Ontology annotation, cellular component: nucleus. The transcript has 7 exons. The annotation marks the transcript as partial. Lineage: Eukaryota; Fungi; Ascomycota; Eurotiomycetes; Eurotiales; Aspergillaceae. The record is from RefSeq and is a predicted model, not a curated record.
AAGACUGUGGUCCCAUUGGCAAAUCAAGAACCACUGCCUUUACCACCGCGUCAUGUGUGCUGGAAGGGUCUAGCCCCUCCAUCCGCAGCCAGCCAGCCAGCCAGCAACAACUACCGACAACAACAUCAGCAACCGCAACAGUAUCAGCAUCAGCAACACCACGAACCUCAUUCCAUUGCGUGUCUCCUCUCGACCAGGCAACCCCCGGCCCUGUGUAAUUGCUACCUUUCCCACUCCUUCAGGUGGAACCGACGGGGGGAAACUCUUCUCUCUAUUCCCGAACCCAUAACCUACCAGUUUGCCCUGUUUCCAACUUCCGCCCGGUCUGCCCCUCGUGGGCUCUACCAAUCACGCCCUCUCUCCCCCUCCAUGAUGUCUGGGAUGAGUGGUGUGCGACCGACGCAAUCCGCGGCAUUUGCCUCGACCUUACAUUCCGCCGACUCCGACCGCCGUUCUUCCACCACCACCACUAAUCACAACAACAACUAUCGUCUUCCUCCUUCUUCUUCACAACUCUCCGACGAUCUCUCUUUCGAUUCUCCCAUUUCUCCCGCCGAUUCCUCCCAGGCUCACGACGGCUUACUGCACGAUUCCCUCUUCCCCGAAUGGAAGUCCCCCCGUGAGAGUACCGACUGUUCGGAUGAGAUGCAAAGGAACGAUCCCUUGGCAACUCAGAUAUGGAAGCUCUAUUCUAGGACCAAAGCCCAGCUCCCCAACCAGGAGCGUAUGGAGAAUUUGACCUGGCGGAUGAUGGCUAUGAGUUUGAGACGCAAGGAACGGGAACGCGUCGAGCAAUCGAGUGGGAUCGCCCAGCUGCGUUUGUCUAAUCGAACGCCCACCGCCUUGCAUCAACCCUCCACCACCACCGACCUGGCCGCGGAUCCCAUGAACCUCGAUGACUUCAUUGUCCCCUUUGAAUCCCCCUCCGACCAUCCCUCUCCGGUGGCCACCAAGGGCGAAGCGGCCUCAGCGGCUAUCCCGAUCAAAUCGUCUCGCAAGGAACACCUGGCGGAGCCCACCCCAGUCCCUGCCUCUUUUACCCAUCCGCCUCAAGACCAGCGGAAGAACAGCGAAUUUGGAUACGUGCCUCGUCGUGUUCGGAAAACCAGCAUUGACGAGCGUCAGUUCUUUGGUCUGCAAGUUCCCACCCGCAAGCGACCGGCCGAAGCGUCCCCGCAAGUGCCGCCCAUGUCGAACGCGAUGCUGGCUCACCACGACCCCGACCUGGCGGGCGCUGUGCCCGACUACACACUGGAUGCGUCGUCGGCAUUCGCAUUGCACCAUGCCAACCACCAACCCUCCCAUCCGGCCAACCAGACGAUUGCCAAUAUGCCCUUUGGGCUGGAUACGUUCAACCUUGGGGACGACCCGAUCUUGACCUCGGCUGGCCCCUACCAGACCAACUUCACGUUUUCCCCGAGCGACUCGCCCAUGACAUCCGGAAAUCCGUUCGCCAAUCUGUAUGCGCACACGCCUGUGGCCUCGUCCCUGAACUCGACCGAUUUCUUUUCUCCGCCCCCGUCGGGGUACCAGUCCACGGCCUCGACGCCGCAGCCGGCCUACGAUGGCGAGCACAAUCUGUACUUUGACAUGCCGUCGAUUGAUGCGCGCACGCAGCGGCGGGUUCCCAACUACGUCACGCAUCGAUCUUCGAACUUGUCGGCUUCGUUGCAGCCGCGUUACAUGUACAACCAGAACCAGGACCAGUCGCACCACGCCAGCAACCCUCCCUCGUCGAUGCAUUCGCCGGGCUACCCCAUUCCUCAGCCGCAACACGUGGAUCCGACCCAGGUGCUGGGCGACUUCGGGACUGGUGCUUCCCAUGCAGCCAUGUUCAGCUUCGGAGCGGAUUCGGACAACGAGGACGACGACGGCAAUCAAUUCUCCGACCGGGCCGGAUUGGCCAUGCCCCACGAUCUGGCCGAUGAGGCUGCGGAACUGAGUGCGGGAUUGCAGUGGGAUGCGCAGUUCCCCGGCUCAUUUCACUCCCUGCCUGGCUUUGCGGCUCAGCAUCGGAAGCAUGUGACGAUCGGGUCGGCUGACAUGAUGGACACCCCGAGUGAGUGGGGCCAAGCCGGUAGCCUGGGCCGCACGCACGGGUCGGCUGCCUCGGUCAGCGAGGUCCGCAACCGGGAGCAGGAUCCCCGUCGACAGAAGAUUGCCCGCACGACCUCUAGCCCCAACACCUCGCAACUACUGCGCCAGAGCAUGAACGCCAAUAAUACCUCUCAUACGUCGCCCAACACCCCGCCCGAGUCUGGAUUGAGCAGUGCCGUGCCCUCCCGUCCGGCCAGCCCCGGGGGUUCCAAGAACGGCGAGAGCAGCGGGCCGACCACCUGCACGAACUGUUUCACGCAGACGACCCCCUUGUGGCGGCGCAACCCGGAGGGACAGCCGCUGUGUAACGCUUGUGGCUUGUUCCUGAAGUUGCAUGACGUGAUCAAAAAGCGCAACCGCAGCAGUGCCAACAGUCUCGCGGUGGGUGCGUCGCGGUCGUCCAAGAAGUCCGCGCGCAAGAACUCGGUGCAACAGGCGAGUAGUGGCACGACCUCGUCGGAGUCCCCGCCUGCCAUGUCCAGCGGCCCGCCCUCCUCCAGCCGUGCUGCGGGAGUGGUGCCCAUUGCGGCUGCGCCCCCGAAGUCCACCCCGUCGACGUCCUCGCCUGGCCAGGCUCGUACCUCGGUUCAGGCCACGGACGCGGACGCUGUCGAUGAUCCGAGCAAGUCGAGUCUCUCGUCGGCGGGUCGCUCGAAGGUAGUCCCGUUGGCGCCGGCCAUGCCCCCGGCUGCUGCCAACCCUGUCAAUCACAGUAUUGCUGGCGGUCAGGGAGCCAGUCAGGAGUGGGAAUGGCUGACGAUGAGUUUGUGA